UUCUCUCUCCCCUCCCCGUUUCUCUCUCCUCGAGUUAAAUUCCAGCACCCAGCCCAUCGACAUCUCCCUCCCUUUCCCCAAAUCUCUCUCUCUCUCUCUCAUCAAACCCUAAUUAGCUCGAUCCCCCAAUUCAAAGACAGGGAAUGGACUCAGAGGACGACAUGCACGACGCCAACGAUCUCGACUCGAUCGACGACGAUUUCUACAGCGGCGAGACCGGGAUUGGGAGCGAUGACGGAGACGGCGACUACGAUUUCGUUGAUAAUGAUUCCGAUGAUUCGGAGGAUAUUACUUCUCAUCGGCAGCAGCAGAAUUACACCAUACUGAGUGAUGACGAUAUACGGCAACAUCAAGAAGAAGAUAUAAAUAGGGUGUCUACAGUACUUUCCAUAUCGAGGGUUUCAGCAUGCAUCCUUCUUCGUUAUUAUAACUGGAGUGUCAGUAAGGUGCAUGAUGAGUGGUUUGCAGAUGAAGAAAGAGUCCGGCGGGCUGUUGGCUUGUUGGAAAAUCCUGUGGAAAUGCCAAAUUCGAAGGAACUGACAUGUGGAAUUUGUUUUGAAAACUAUCCCCGUGAUAUGAUGAGUGCUGCUGCUUGUGGCCAUCCAUAUUGUGGUGCAUGCUGGAGAGGUUACAUGGGCACAUCAAUCAAUGAUGGUCCAGGAUGCUUAAUGCUUCGAUGUCCUGACCCAUCUUGUGGUGCUGCUGUUGGUGAAGACAUGAUUAAUAAAUUAUCUCCAGAGGAGGAUAAAGAGAAGUAUUCUCGCUACCUUAUCAGGUCUUACAUUGAAGAUAACAGAAAGACAAAGUGGUGUCCUGCUCCUGGCUGUGAGUUUGCUGUGGAGUUUGUUAUGGGCAGUGGAAGUUAUGAUGUUAAUUGCAAUUGUUCAUAUGGCUUUUGCUGGAAUUGUACUGAAGAAGCUCACCGCCCAGUAGACUGUGAGACAGUGGAAAAAUGGAUACUAAAAAAUAGUGCAGAGUCAGAGAACAUGAAUUGGAUAUUGGCUAAUUCAAAGCCUUGCCCGAAAUGCAAGCGGCCAAUUGAGAAGAACCAGGGAUGCAUGCAUAUUACAUGUACACCCCCUUGCAAAUUUGAGUUUUGCUGGUUAUGUCUUGGUGCCUGGUCAGAACAUGGAGAGAGGACUGGCGGUUUCUAUGCUUGUAAUCGCUAUGAAGCAGCAAAGCAGGAGGGGGCAUAUGAUGAAUCUGAAAGGAGGAGGGAAAUGGCCAAGAAUUCUCUGGAGAGGUAUACCCAUUACUAUGAAAGAUGGGCAACCAACCAGUCAUCGAGGCAGAAAGCACUUGCAGAUCUACAUAGCAUGCAAACUGAAAAGCUGGAGAAGUUGAGUGACAAACAGAGUCAGCCUGAAUCUCAGCUCAAGUUCAUAAUUGAAGCCUGGUUGCAGAUAGUGGAGUGUAGGCGAGUAUUGAAGUGGACAUAUGCCUAUGGGUAUUACCUUCCGGAGCAUGAACAUGCUAAAAGACAGUUCUUUGAAUAUUUGCAAGGUGAAGCUGAGUCUGGGUUAGAACGGCUUCAUCAGUGUACAGAGAAGGAACUCCAAGCCUACCUUGAUGCCGAAACUCCCAUGAAAGAUUUCAAUGACUUCCGCACAAAGCUUGCUGGACUAACCAGCGUGACUCGCAACUACUUCGAGAACUUGGUUCGAGCACUAGAGUCAGGACUAAAGGAUGUUGGCUCCAGCAACAAUCAGGCGACAUCCAGCAAGACCACAAGCUCCAAAACCCUCGGCAAAGGAAAGAGCGGAAAAUUGAAGGCAGCUGGGACCAGCUCAAGAUCAGGAACCGGUCCAAGUCGAAGCACAGAGGAUAACAGUAUGUGGUCAUGUGAGCACUGCACCUAUGCAAACCCUAGAUCCACCAGUGUUUGCCAAAUGUGUGAGCAACAUCGAUAAAUGGGGUGAAAACAGGGUAUUUCGUCACAAAUCUCUUGGAAAGGACCUUCCCCCCCUCCAGUCAUUAACUUGAUUCAGGUUCCAUUCUCAUGUUGUAUUAUCAAAAUGAUAAAGUGUAGCUUCUUUGAUGGUGGGAAGAAAGGCAAGUGUUCUUUGUUAAUAGGGAUUAAGUUAGAGAAAAGCGAAAAACUGUGUUAUUAUUGUAUAUAUUUGUAUGUUCAGAUGGCCACGCUUGUAACAUUGUAUUGUUUAAAGCAGAGAUGACUAUAUGUCCUGUUGCAGUGUCUGUGUGGUGUAUUGUCGAUUCAAUCAACUGCGGCCUAAACACUGGCGAGAGAAUGCACAUUUUGAA
This is a messenger RNA of Asparagus officinalis (garden asparagus), 2262 nucleotides long. Its product is annotated as probable E3 ubiquitin-protein ligase ARI8. The transcript is spliced from 15 exons. Gene Ontology annotation, cellular component: ubiquitin ligase complex; cytoplasm. NCBI's taxonomy places the organism in Eukaryota, Viridiplantae, Streptophyta, Magnoliopsida, Asparagales, Asparagaceae. The coding region runs from base 144 to 1910 and encodes 588 amino acids. Gene Ontology annotation, biological process: ubiquitin-dependent protein catabolic process; positive regulation of proteasomal ubiquitin-dependent protein catabolic process; protein polyubiquitination. The record is from RefSeq and is a predicted model, not a curated record. Gene Ontology annotation, molecular function: ubiquitin conjugating enzyme binding; zinc ion binding; ubiquitin protein ligase activity.